AUGUGGUGGCAUCAGCAUAACCUAUGUUUCAGGCAUCCCAUAGAAGAGGAUUAUUCAGGGGAGCUGGAACAAAAGGUAGCAACAAUUGCAGAGACAGAUGAGUCUGCAGAAUCAGAAGGUGUAAUUGAUUCUCAUAAACGUAGAGAAAUCCUUUCACGAAGACCCUCCUAUCGAAAAAUACUGAAUGAACUUUCUUCUGAUGUGCCUGGUGUUCCCAAGAUUGAAGAAAAAUCAGAGGAAGAAGGAACGCCACCUAAUAUUGCUACCAUGGCAGUACCGACUAGCAUAUAUCAGACCAGCACGGGGCAGUACAUUGCUAUUGCUCAAGGUGGAACAAUCCAGAUUUCUAAACCAGGAUCUGAUGUUGUUCAGGGAAUGCCGGCAUUAACAGUGACAAGUUCAGGAGCUCCUCCACCAGGUGCUACAACUGUGCAGGACACAGCGCAGGCAGCUGACGGCACACAGCAGUUCUUUGUCCCAGGCAGCCAGGUGGUUGUGCAAGAUGAGGAAACAGAACUUGCCCCAAGUCACAUGACUGCUGCCACUGGUGACAUGCCAACUUACCAGAUCCGAGCUCCUGCAACUGCUCUGCCUCAGGGGGUAGUGAUGGCUGCCUCCCCAGGAAGUUUGCACAGCCCCCAGCAACUUGCAGAAGAAGCCACACGCAAACGAGAGCUGAGGUUGAUGAAAAACAGGGAAGCUGCUAAAGAAUGUCGACGUCGAAAGAAAGAAUAUGUAAAAUGUCUGGAGAGUCGAGUUGCAGUGCUGGAAGUUCAGAACAAGAAGCUUAUAGAGGAGCUUGAAACCUUGAAAGACAUUUGCUCUCCUAAAACCGAUUAGUAGUAGUACUUAACUAUGAACUGAUUACAACAUGUACAGCUGCUUUUGAAGGCAAUACAAUAUGUAGUCGGCAAGAAUUAUGGCUUUUUUCCUUUGUAUCAUUCAUCAUAUUCUCUAAUCUCUAACAUUCCUAAAAUGCUUCAUUGUAUGUAGUGAACUCUUAGCUGUAACUUCAAUUUUUAA
This is a messenger RNA of Pteronotus mesoamericanus, 1023 nucleotides long. Its product is annotated as cAMP-responsive element modulator. Gene Ontology annotation, molecular function: RNA polymerase II cis-regulatory region sequence-specific DNA binding; protein binding; DNA-binding transcription factor activity, RNA polymerase II-specific. Bases 1 to 840 code for a protein of 279 amino acids. Gene Ontology annotation, biological process: regulation of transcription by RNA polymerase II. The transcript has 7 exons. The record is from RefSeq and is a predicted model, not a curated record. Lineage: Eukaryota; Metazoa; Chordata; Mammalia; Chiroptera; Mormoopidae. Gene Ontology annotation, cellular component: nucleus; ATF4-CREB1 transcription factor complex.